This is a messenger RNA of Cuscuta europaea, 787 nucleotides long. The record is from the annotation of a GenBank genome assembly. NCBI's taxonomy places the organism in Eukaryota, Viridiplantae, Streptophyta, Magnoliopsida, Solanales, Convolvulaceae.
GUAAAAUUUGUUGGAAAAAUUGGGGCGCGCAUAAUAAUAAUACCGGUGCUCGGAGCAACCCCAAUACGGGUCCGAUAGCCCAAAUCAUAAUCGCUGCUCUCAUUAAACCCUAUUGCAAUUCUCUGUAUCAUAUUUCCAUAGUCUCUGUCGCCAAGUAAUUUAUGCGACAAAGUAGAGUCAAGAUGAGCAAAGGCAGCGCAGGCGUCGUCAAGGGAGGGAAGAAGAAGGGUGCAAGCUUCGUGAUCGACUGCUCCAAGCCAGUCGAAGAUAAGAUCAUGGACAUCGCCUCACUCGAGAAGUUCCUCCAGGAGCGCAUCAAGGUCGGCGGCAAGGCCGGAGCCCUCGGCGACUCUGUCACCGUCACUCGUGAGAAGACAAAGAUCACCGUCACAUGUGAUACCAAUUUUUCCAAGAGGUAUUUGAAAUACUUGACAAAGAAGUACCUAAAGAAGAACAAUGUGCGUGACUGGCUCCGUGUCAUUUCUUCAAACAAGGAUAAGAAUGUCUAUGAGUUGAGGUAUUUCAACAUCGCCGAGAAUGAAGCUGAAGAUGAAGAUUAAGUGUGCUAAUCCCUACUUUCUUCCAUACCUUUUGGAUUUUGAACCUUGUACUUUUGAACACUUUAAUAUUGUUAUUGUAGUACUUGUUUUUAAACAUCUUCCAUUCUCUGAAUUAGGUAUUUAACAUUUUUGUUGUUCUUGAUUCAUGAUUUUUACUUUUCACUUAUGAUGCAAUAUUUAAAAGGGAGAAGGCCCAAAUAGGACAUUAAGGUUAAUUACAAAGCUCA